Molecule: messenger RNA, 601 nt
Organism: Camelina sativa (false flax)
Lineage: Eukaryota; Viridiplantae; Streptophyta; Magnoliopsida; Brassicales; Brassicaceae
Product: membrane magnesium transporter
Cellular component (GO): EMC complex; early endosome; plasma membrane
Source: RefSeq, a predicted model, not a curated record
GAUAUUAUAAACUACAUGCCGUUUUUGUUAACUCCACUGAUCGUCGUCUUCUAUUCUAAUUCGAUCCUCGGCGGAGAAAUUAGUCAACGAGAAAAUUCAGAUCGGGAAUCAAACUUUGAGAAGAAGAGAAAAAGAGAACUUCUAAAGAUGAAUUUAGGGUUCGUAGUUGGAGUUUUCGGCAUUCUGAUUCUCUCCCAUGCCGCUUAUUCAACAAUCCAAUAUAGAGGAUUGUUGAAGAUCAUGGAGGAAGAGUUUUCUCGACCACCGAUGAAUGUUGUUCUGGAGCUGAUCAUUGGAGUAGCUCUCUGUCUGUGGGCUGCUUUGACUUUGCCUGGGAAAUUUCUCUCGAUCCAUCCGGAUUCUGAUGAAAACAGGGCGGUUUCUUUACCGGAUAACUCUGAGUUCAUGAUAUUUAACCACCGUGGCAGACUGUUCCCACCACAGAUCGACAUGAAGUUUUAAUUUUUUAUCACACUGUUUAGUCAAACAUUGAUCUGUCUAAUGCUAUGAGAUGUAUCCAUUCAUAUUCUGUUCUAAGUAAACUACUCUGCUUUUCAUCAAUUUUUGAUUCCAGGAAAGAGUCUGUGUGUUUGGGUUUCUA